Cynara cardunculus var. scolymus (artichoke) is the source of this 1456-nucleotide messenger RNA. RefSeq names its product E3 ubiquitin-protein ligase SP1. Bases 277 to 1308 code for a protein of 343 amino acids. The transcript has 11 exons. The record is from RefSeq and is a predicted model, not a curated record. Lineage: Eukaryota; Viridiplantae; Streptophyta; Magnoliopsida; Asterales; Asteraceae. Gene Ontology annotation, molecular function: ubiquitin-protein transferase activity. Gene Ontology annotation, biological process: protein ubiquitination; organelle organization.
UGGAUUUUUCCCAACUCAACGAGUUCCAAUAGUUCUUUCCCUCCUUCUCUUAGUAUCGGAUCCUUCUCCCAAUCUCACUUCCCCUUUGCCUUUUUGGAUCAAUCGUCGAAAUCAACUUGAAUCUCCCCGUAAUUGCAUCACCAAUUUGUUGUAUUUCGAUCCACAACUUGAAAAAUUCACUUAAUUCUCCACUUUGCCCUAUAUUUGUUCUUCAAUGUUUGGAGGUUGAAGCUGCUGAUUCGUUGAUCAAUUUGAUAAUUUAUCAUCAUCAUCACGAUGAUUCCAUGGGGCGGAGUCACUUGUUGUUUGAGUGCCGCUGCUCUUUAUCUCCUCGGACGAAAUAGCGGAAAGGAUGCAGAGAUUCUCAAAUCGGUAACUCGAGUUAAUCAGCUGAAAGAUUUGGCACAAUUAUUAGAUGCUGCAAACAAAGUGUUGCCUUUCGUUGUGACAAUAUCUGGCAGAGUCAGUUCAGACACCCCAAUCAAUUGUGAAUAUAGUGGUUUGCGAGGAGUUAUAGUGGAGGAGACGGCAGAGCAACACUUUUUGAAACAUAACGAUGCUGGUUCAUGGAUUCAGGAUUCUGCAUUGAUGCUUUCCAUGUGUAAAGAGGUUCCAUGGUACUUGGACGAUGGAAGCGCUCGUGUAUAUGUUGUUGGAGCUCGUGGCGCUGCUGGUUUGGUGUUAACCGUUGGAAGUGAAGUGUUCGAGGAGUCUGGACGGUCACUUGUUCGUGGAACAUUAGACUACUUGCAAGGUCUCAAGAUGCUUGGAGUCAAGCGAAUUGAACGUGUUCUUCCAACGGGUACUCCGUUGACUGUUGUUGGUGAGGCUAUUAAAGAUGACGUUGGAACAGUUCGGAUUCAGCGACCCCUCAAAGGCCCGUUUUAUGUCUCUCAUAAAACCAUUGAUCAACUCAUUGCAAAUCUUGGGAAAUGGGCCAGAUGGUACAAGUAUGCGUCAUUGGGUUUCACAGCAUUUGGUAUUUAUCUGAUUGCUAAGCAUGCUUUUCGACAGAUAAUGGAAAGAAAACGUCAUUGGGAAUUGAAGAGAAGAGUUCUCGAUGCUGCAGCCAGAAGACCAACUCCAUAUAGCGAAGGUUCAAAUGGUGAAGCGGAAAACGGAGGCAAUAGCACCCGAAAAGAUGUGCAAAUGCCCGAUAUAUGUGUCAUAUGUCUUGAGCAGGAGUACAAUUCCGUUUUUGUUCCGUGUGGUCAUAUGUGCUGUUGUAUGACAUGCUCUUCAAAGUUGACAUAUUGUCCACUAUGUCGAACUCGAAUCGGGCAGGUGGUGAAGACCUUCCGUCAUUGAGCAAUUGGCUGCUUGUCGGCAUGAAUACUUAAGAUAUCGAAUUUGAACCGAUACCUUUGUUGGCCAUGAAUUCUUGGUCUUCCAAGUUUUUAGUGUUUGCUUCUCCUUGAACCCAAUUUUCAAUAACUAGAAUCUACAUUUAGCAUUA